Fibroporia radiculosa is the source of this 258-nucleotide messenger RNA. RefSeq lists its product as uncharacterized. The record is from RefSeq and is a predicted model, not a curated record. The transcript has 3 exons. Bases 1 to 258 code for a protein of 85 amino acids. NCBI's taxonomy places the organism in Eukaryota, Fungi, Basidiomycota, Agaricomycetes, Polyporales, Fibroporiaceae.
AUGUCCUACUCGGCCUUUGAUGACAGUCCCGGAUGGGGAGUACUUGAAGCCGAUCCUUCUAGUAGUGGCGAUAUCAUUCAAGAUGCGAUCCGGAAAGAUCAGCUAGUCAAGGAGAUAGUUUCAGCACAGGAGAAUCUCCGAGCCCUGCUUGAACGAGUCAAGGGCGUUCAGGGAGACGUCGACAAGAUCUCAUCGGAGAACGAGACCUUGCAAAUGUAUAUCGAUAAUUUAACAAUGCAAAUGGCAAAACGACGCUAA